Boleophthalmus pectinirostris (great blue-spotted mudskipper) is the source of this 1523-nucleotide messenger RNA. RefSeq lists its product as uncharacterized. NCBI's taxonomy places the organism in Eukaryota, Metazoa, Chordata, Actinopteri, Gobiiformes, Gobiidae. Gene Ontology annotation, cellular component: external side of plasma membrane. The coding region runs from base 64 to 1245 and encodes 393 amino acids. The transcript has 11 exons. Gene Ontology annotation, biological process: immune response; negative regulation of T cell proliferation; cellular response to lipopolysaccharide. The record is from RefSeq and is a predicted model, not a curated record.
CCUGGUAAUACCACCACUGGGACUUCUAACCUGUUCUUUUUGGACUAAAUAAAUCUGGUUAACAUGAAAAUGACUCAGAUCUGGAUGUUAGCGCUGCUCUUCUGUUGUGGCUCGGUUUACUCUGCUCCAGACGUGCCCCAGUCCAUCCACAUGACGGUUCCUUAUGGACAGACGGUCGUUCUGCCGUGCAACGGUUCGGCGUUAGUGGGUGAGAAGGACCCGGAGGUGUUCUGGGAGGCCAUGGGCAGCGACGUGUUGACGAUAAUCGGAGGAGACGUGAUCGUACAGGAAAGAUACGAGGGCCGUGCGAGUGUGUCAGAUCCGUCGGGAGUGGACUGGUCUCUGGUCUUGGACUCGGUGCGUCUCAGUGACAAAGACAUGUACGAGUGCAUCUGGAGAGGCAGGAGGACCCUGUCUACAGUGUGGCUCAAUGUGGAAUAUCCAAAGGUGGACCCGGUGUUGGAGGUGUAUUCCCACAAUGAAACAGUGACCCUGCCCUGUUACCUGGACCUGCCCAGAAACCAGCGCCCCGAAGACCUCAAUGUUUGGUGGGAGAAAGAUGGCAUUGUCCUAUUGCGACGGGAAAAGAAUAUGGUCAGCAUAUUUAUGGAUAACUAUCUCAGCUUGUAUGACAAUGAAAGUUUUUUACAGCUACAAAACAUUGACAAGUUUCAUCUCAUCUUAACACAAGAAAUGAUAUUUGGGGAUUCAGAGUACAACUGCUGGUACCGAACCAAGGCGACAGAAGCACCGAGGCCCGGCAUACCUGGAACUAUUACCGUCAUUUUAAAGGAGGCGUUUGAUAUUGAAGAAUUCGACAACUCAGAAAAUUCCACAGAAGAAGGCGGCAGCGCUCUGUACUGGACCACGACGUUCGAGAGCUCGGAGGAAACUACCACAAAUGAAAUCCCAGUGCUAUUAGACACAGUCACUCUGCCCACGGAAGUAAGUACAGAGUCUUUGCCGAUGGAAGCCUACGACGAAACAGUUACUACAUUUCCUGACCAAGUAAGUUCAGAGUUUUUGUCAGUGGAAGCGGAAGAGGGAACAGCUGCCGUUCCAGAAGAAGAUCUCCCUGAUGACCCGGAGGACUCGGAGGUCUCGGAGGACUCGGAGGACUCGGAGGACUCGGAGGAGACUGUCGACUGGUCAGACUUCCCGUGGGUUCGGAUCGGUCUAAUCGCUGGAGUAUUAUUGGUCACCGCGUUCUCGCUUUGCAUUCUGGGACUUCUGCAUAAACUUUAGGACAAACCGGGACUCGCUGUUUUCAUCUACGGACCUCAUUUUGACUAAACCAACGUCUUCUUCCCGUUCGGAGAAUCGGUUUAGUUUGAAUUUUAUCGGGAAUACACUCACUGCUCAAUUGCGAAUUUGCUUGAGAACUGAACCUUAAACCUUUUCGUUUCGAGGCAGAACACUAACCACCGUGUUAAACUAAAACUAUUUUAAUCUGGUAUAUUUCCUUUGUGUUAUAUUACGCAAAACUGACUCUUGUGAGCUUUAAGUCGUGUUAUAAUGUCGUU